Molecule: messenger RNA, 3229 nt
Organism: Micropterus dolomieu (smallmouth bass)
Lineage: Eukaryota; Metazoa; Chordata; Actinopteri; Centrarchiformes; Centrarchidae
Gene: cds2
Product: CDP-diacylglycerol synthase (phosphatidate cytidylyltransferase) 2
Exons: 13
Coding region: 139-1500 (453 amino acids)
Cellular component (GO): endoplasmic reticulum membrane
Molecular function (GO): phosphatidate cytidylyltransferase activity
Source: RefSeq, a predicted model, not a curated record
UUGGGUUCUUCGAGUGAAAAGUGUUGCUGUGCAAAAUCUAGCAAGAAACCUAGCAGGAGAUCUACCAGUCCAAAUAAGGAGUUCGUGUCUCGGAGCCACAGGACCUUCGCUGUUGUCGUUAGGCUACGAUCUGCUAAGAUGACAGAGCUAAGGCACCGUGGAGCCAGAGACACCGACCCAGCGUUACAAGAGCAGCCGUCAGAGGACAAGGGUUCAGACAGUGAGCUGAAGGUGGAAAAAGAUGGUGUGUCAGACAGCGAGUCCAAGGUGGACUCGGGGGUCCCAGAGGUGCCGGUCACUUCUGAUGACACCCCCGUGGUACUAAACAAGGCCUUGUCUGGACUCUCCUCAAGAUGGAAGAACUGGUGGGUACGAGGUAUCCUCACACUAGCUAUGAUCUCCUUCUUCUUCAUCAUCAUCUACCUGGGCCCCAUGGUGCUUAUGAUGAUUGUCCUCUGUGUUCAGAUCAAGUGCUUCCAGGAAAUCAUCACCAUCGGUUACAGUGUGUACCACUCCUACCACCUACCCUGGUUCAGGACAUUGAGCUGGUACUUCCUGCUGUGUGUGAACUACUUCUUCUAUGGUGAAACUGUGACAGAUUACUUCUUCUCACUGGUGCAAAGGGAGGAGCCGCUUCGCAUCCUCAGCAAAUACCAUCGCUUUAUCUCCUUUGCCCUCUACCUCACAGGUUUCUGCAUGUUUGUGCUGAGUUUGGUGAAGAAGCACUACCGGCUUCAGUUCUACAUGUUUGGUUGGACCCAUGUGACUCUGCUGAUUGUGGUGACUCAGUCUCACCUUAUCAUUCACAACCUGUUCGAGGGGAUGAUCUGGUUCAUUGUACCAAUUUCCUGUGUGAUCUGCAAUGACAUUAUGGCCUACAUGUUUGGCUUCUUCUUCGGCCGCACCCCUCUCAUCAAGCUGUCACCUAAGAAGACAUGGGAGGGAUUCAUCGGUGGAUUGUUCUCCACCAUCGUGUUUGGCAUCAUGCUCUCCUACGUGAUGGCCGGCUGGCGCUACUUUGUGUGUCCAGUGGAAUUCAACAACGACUCCAACAGUUUCCAGGUGGACUGUGAGCCAUCAGAUCUUUUCCAGCUCCAGGACUACGCCUUGCCCAGCAUCCUGGAGUCUGUCACUGGAUGGACCACAGUGCGUCUCUAUCCGUUCCAGAUCCAUAGCAUUGCUCUCUCCUCCUUUGCCUCCAUUGUGGGACCUUUCGGUGGCUUCUUUGCCAGCGGCUUCAAGAGAGCCUUCAAGAUCAAGGAUUUUGCCAACACUAUCCCGGGUCAUGGUGGCAUUAUGGACAGAUUUGACUGCCAGUACCUCAUGGCCACAUUUGUUAAUGUCUACAUUGCUAGCUUCAUCAGGGGCCCCAACCCCAGCAAGGUGAUCCAGCAGCUCCUGGCCCUCCGUGUCGAUCAGCAGCUCCACAUCUUCAAUUCCCUGAAGGCUCACCUGACAGAGAAGGGCCUGCUGCCAGCGCUGGAGGAGGCCGCCGCCUAGAGCCACCCGCACCGGCUCGCCCUGAGAGGGAGACCAGAGAGGAAGGGCAGCACCCGAGGGCCCCGCGUAGCCCCAAAGCUCUGGGAGACUCGUGGUGCUUUGUGUGAGCGAGGAAAAACAAAAUGAACAACAACAACAACAAAAAACUACAGCCAUGGGUCAUUCCAUUUCUUCUGGGUGUGAGGGUGGAGCACGUUUGUGUCCAUAAUCAUGUGAAUCAUGUUUCUGACACCAGUGUUUUCAGGUUGUGUUAGUGAAUUACUGUACUGUCACACAUUUCCAUUAUAGCCAACAUGUAUCUAUUCACACUGUUUGACAAAAUGUUGGUCAGCUGUACAUUUCUAUCCGUUUACAGGAUAUCCUCUAUAUACCUAUUAAUGUGUUAUAUUUUAUUGAAAUGUUUGUUUUGUUUUAAUGCACUGCUCUCAGCCCUGUUAUCACUGUAUUGUAAUCCAGCUGCACCCCCUCGCCAAAUUUAAGUUUUAAUUUUCUUUGUUGUGAUUGUUUCUAUUUAUACAUAGAUGGUUUUUAUAUUUGGUAUGUUCUACUAUAUCUUAAUGUCGUGUCUGUUUUUUUUUUUUAUUCAGACUGAAUUCACCUUGCCAUCUGCCAUGUGCAUUUAUGUGUGUGUGUGUGUGUGUGUGUGUGUCUUUUUCCCAUGUUUUCACUGCCAGUGAUCAUUUCAAAGCCUCUCUUGAUCAGCCAAAUCACUGACAACAUAAUAUGUUGGAUAAAGCAUGUCCUAAGAUGAGUGGUUAACUUUCCCUGAAGUGUUUUAUGGGAUCAGUGCAUUUUCCAAAUCAGAAUCCAGUCUGAAAGUUGGUAAUUCCCAAAUUGUCUGCUGGGUAUGUGCCAUAAGAGCAGUUAGCAAUGCUCAAUUUUUUUUUUUUUUUUUUUUAAAUUAGGAUUCAAAAGAUAUCUCUGGAGGCCAGGGCGACAGAUACCAGCACCUUUAAUUGACCAAUUCUGUGUUAAUAUUUUUUUUUAUCUCUAACAAGGAGCUGUUUGUUUUGUGUUUUACACAUGUUCAGUAUGGUGGUGGGAUUGUUGCAGUUUGGCUUCUGUUUGUGACAUUGUUGGUUUGGGACAGUACAAGUGAGGCACAAACGUGGUUCUUACACUGCCAAUACCUGCUUCUGUGUGUUGGACUUUGCCGUGGUCACAGCUUUGGACCAGAAACCGACAAUAUGAUACUGGUUAACUUUACGUGUCUGUGUGUGUGUCAGUGUGUGUCAGAUCUCGUGCAUCUGAUGGUCAGGUUGGAGUUUACCAACAGAGUCUGUUACUGAAUACACAGCAGUCAGUGUUCAAGAGGUUUUACAGUAGGAUUCUGGGAGUUUUAUGCAGCUGACAAAUGUUUGUUUCAUUUGGUGGUAAAAUAUAAAAGCUCAAGAGUCUCCAGUGUUGAGUUCAUUUCUGUUUUUUUUUUUUUAAGCGUAAAUGAAUUGACUGAAGCUUUGUUCAGUCUGAGACAAUAGAAUCCUUGAUUAUGUCAUAGUGAUGUUAUCAGAGUUAUUUUGGAUUGAUCUUGGAGGCUUUAAAUUGUAACAGAAAGCCUGUGUUACAAAUGAUGUAACGUGAUUGUGUUGCAUUAUGGGAAAUGUAGGGUAAGGCACUAGAAGGCAGGAUAUCUCUGACUCUGAUGCAUCUGUUUUUGUCAUUCUUUUAGUCUGUCUCCCAAAUUGAGUCCCCCAAAUUGAUGGAGUACUAUAAACUUUAAAACGACUAA